Chiloscyllium plagiosum (whitespotted bambooshark) is the source of this 2142-nucleotide messenger RNA. The record is from RefSeq and is a predicted model, not a curated record. Lineage: Eukaryota; Metazoa; Chordata; Chondrichthyes; Orectolobiformes; Hemiscylliidae.
UGAAGCAGCUUCGUGAUUGGUCGAUCCCCCCCCCCCAUACAGAAAACAUGGCGGAGGGGGAGACAUACUGUGUUGUUUAUCAGCAGCUGCGGGAUGUUAUCAUCGAGCAGCAACGCAAGAUAUGUGCCUUCGAGGAGCUGGUAAAACAGCGAGAAGAGAAGACAGCAUACAGAGAGGAGCUUGAAGCUGUGGUGAAAGAGUUGGAGGAUGAAAAACUUGAGCAUGCUAAAACUAAAGCAUUACUUUCCAAGGAAUCUGAAAAACUGCAGUUUGCUCUUGGUGAAAUAGAGAUUUUAAUGAAACAGCUAGAUCGGGAAAAGAAGGCCUUUGAAAAUGCAUUGGAAAGCAUUAAAAAUAAAGCAUUGAAAGAGUCAACAAAAAAUGAUAAGUUAAUAAGCAAGUGCAAUGGUAAGUGAUAGUGCUGUUCUAAUUAUUCUAAAUAUGUGUGUAUAUUUUACGUGGAAUUUGUAACAAGGAACAUAGGAAUAGUAAUUGGCCAUUUCGCCCAAUGAACCUAUCCUUUCUUUCUAGAUCAUAGCCGAUCAUGUCAUCAAUGCCAACGUUCCAUGUUAACCUCCAUAUCCCUUAAUGUCAUUAGCCUCCAGAAACCUUUUGAUUUCCAUCUUGAAUCUGCUCAAUGGUUGCACUUCCACAGCCUUUAGGAUAGAAAAUUCCAAAGUUUCACCAUGCUUUGAGUUAAAAAUUCCUCCUUACAGCAGUUUAAAUUGGCCUAAACCUUAUCCUGAGAUCUGAUACUUGGUUUUCGAGUCAUCAGCCAGGUUGAACAUCCCAUCUGUUGUCAUUGCAUUACUCGCUAAUGAGAAUGUUUGUCGACCUAGAAAGUUCUAUGUCACUGGUCAUGGGUUGUGUGGGCCCUUGUGUUGCUGAUGAGCCUAAUCCUUGAACUGCAUCUCUGAUUGAACAUCUGGCAGGUAUUUUUGGAAGAUAGAAUUGGUCCUUGGCCUUGAGAUUGCUGGCAUUCCUUUCUCUGGCUCCUUUCUUUGCCAUAUCACCUCCUAUCGAUGGGUGUUCUAAAAGAAUUGUGUCCCUUCAUACAUGAGUUUCCUCCAUGUCUGUUUCCUCCAUGAGGGUCUCCCACGAGUUCAUAUUUAUGUUGCAUUUCAUGAAGGACGUCUUCAGGGGAUUUUGAAACACUUCCUUUGUCCUCCUCCAUUUGAGUGUCUUCCUGGAACUGGGCCAAAAUGAUUUAUGUUGGCAGUUAGAACUAGGCAUUUUAAGCAAGUGGCAGGCACAGAAGAGUUGGUUUUAUAUGAUCAUGGCCUCAAUGGUGAUGCUAUUGGCUGCAUCAAGGAUGUUGUAGUUAGUUCAUCUGUCCUCCCACCUGAUGCAGAGAGUCCUUUGAGAGUUUUCUAGUUUUCAGUGCUAUCCCCCUCAGUCUUCAAACCUUUAGAGAAUGUAGACUCAGUUUCCCCAGUCUCUCCACAUAAACAAACCUAUGAUCUGAGGAAUCAAUUUCCUGAACCUCCACUGUACUUCUUCUAUGGCAAGUGUGUCUCAUCUUAGAUAAGGGAAUAGUACAAAUGAUUGCAAGUGACGUCUCACCAAGGCUCUGUACAACUGCAGCAAGAUAGCUUGUGUCCUGAAAUCCCCUUGAUAUGAAUGCCAACAUCCUAUGCUAUUCUAAAUUCUUGCUGCACCUUUUUAAUGAUUUGUACGUGAGAACAUCCUGAUCUGUUUGGAAACUUGCACAGGUGGUCCUUAGAUACAAAUCCUUUAUCUAGAUUGUGAACAGUUGUGGACCUCGCACUGACUGUAGUACCCUAAUAUAAACAGCCUGUCAUCCAGAGAUUAAUCUGGUUAUUCCUGCUCUGGUUUCUGUCUAUUAACUAGCUCUCAGCCCUCAUUAGCAUCUUCCCACAAUCCCAUGUGCUUUAUAAUUUUAUUUACUAAAUUUUUGCAUGGAAAUGAUCAAACUCUUUCUGAAAAUUUGAAUACAACACAUAAACAGGAUAUCCUUUGACUAUGUUACAAGUGACAUGCUCUAAUUCCAAUAAAUUUGUCAAUCGUGAUUUUUCUUUAUCAGUUGUGACAAAGGUAUAUAAUUUAUCAACGUUUUUGGAAUUUGGAUUUCAAAAUAGGAGGAUUUAAUUUUUAAAAAUUAAUUGAUGGGGUGUCACUGAC